This is a messenger RNA of Cydia splendana, 824 nucleotides long. RefSeq lists its product as uncharacterized. The coding region runs from base 126 to 791 and encodes 221 amino acids. The record is from RefSeq and is a predicted model, not a curated record. The transcript is spliced from 5 exons. NCBI's taxonomy places the organism in Eukaryota, Metazoa, Arthropoda, Insecta, Lepidoptera, Tortricidae.
UUAAUAGCAGCUAUACAGCAAAAUUGCGAUUUAUCGUAAACAACACGCAUUGAGACCAUAAAAGUAUUUUCGCCCAAUUUACGAUCGGUCGUGAACGAGUGUAGUGCAUUUGAGUGCAUUGCGAAAUGCAAGUGCGUUGCAUAGCCCUGCUGGCGUUCGCGCACGCCGCCCUGGGGAGCAUCUUCCCCGUGCCUGACCAUCUAAACGACGUCAACAUCGCCACAACGACUGGAAACACGAAUAAUACGAUAAUAGCCAAGAGCACAAUGGUGGCGAGAAGAGCCGCCCGUAUGAAAGCUCGUCGGUCCACAUCUUCCUCUUCAGGAGAACGACUUAUAGGAAAAAAAUGGGCGGCGUCAGGAGACUCACUAGGAUUGGAGUCAUCUGGAGACAGCUCUUCAGAUGAAAAACGUCGCAAACCACUCGAGCUCGAAGGAGUAGGAUGGAGAAAGUGGCACCGCAAAUGCACCCCGUGCCCCGAAGACAUGGCCAAGAAGUGGCGCGACCCAACCAUCAAGUGGAUCUGCGGCGGGUACCAGCGCGCGCGCCGCUCCUUCAAGAGCGAGUGCAUGAUGUACUAUAGGAACUGUCAGGAUGGCACUAUGUUCGUUAAAAUCCACGACCACCGUUGCGACGAAAAGGCGGUCGGCUACACGGGCGGACGCCACUUCUUCUACGAUUACCAGGUCAAGCUGCCGGAUGACACCAGUGGAAAGAGCACCGAGACCGAAGCCUCGAGCGACGACUCGUCUGACGACUCCUAUAGAAAAUCCGAUAGCGGAGACGCUUGAUUAUAUAUUCUAAUAAACACAUUUAUAAAGUAA